AUCAGUAGCCACAUCACCAGCAAGCAGCCACCAGCGGCUGCAGUUACAGGUUCCGCACUCGGUCGAAAGACAGGGAAAUAGCAACAGAGAGAGAGAGAGAGAGAGAGAGAGACCGGUCGGAAGCGGAAAAAUCCUUCACACAGGGUUUUGCACAGGACCCUCACACAGGACAGCAACUACAGACUCACACAGACAGAGCCAUGGUGGAAUACUACCAGAUAUUAGGAGUCCACAAAAAUGCAACGCAAGAUGACAUCAAAAAAGCUUACAGAAAAUUGGCACUGAAGUGGCAUCCAGACAAGAACCCAGACAACAAGGAAGAAGCAGAGAAAAAGUUCAAAGAGCUGUCAGAGGCAUAUGAAGUGCUCUCCGAUGAAAGCAAGAGGAAUAUUUAUGACCGAUACGGCAAAGAAGGCCUUUCAGGAGGAGGAGGAGGAGGGGGAGGAGGAGGCCAUUACGAACACUUUGGCGGCAGCGGCUUCACAUUCCGUAAUCCUGAUGAUGUUUUCAGGGAAUUCUUUGGCGGCAGAGAUCCAUUUGCAGAUUUUUUUGCUGAUGACCCCUUUGACGAUUUCUUUGGAGGUGGUCGCAAUCGCCAGAGGGGCGCAAGCCGAGGAAGGAUGGGGGGAUCACUCUUUGGUUUUGGGAGCUUCCCAGCGUUUGGGUCUAGCUUCUCAGGGUUCGAUUCAGGUUUUAGCUCAUUUGGAGACAUGGGAGGUGGAGGAAUCACUUCCUUCUCUUCAUCUUUUGGCGGUGGGGGAGGAAUGGGUAACUUCAGAUCUGUGUCGUCCUCCACCAAGUUCAUCAACGGCAGAAAGAUUACUACAAAACGGAUUGUGGAGAACGGCCAGGAGCGGGUAGAAGUGGAGGAGGAUGGUCAGUUAAAAUCCCUAACAGUUAAUGACAUUGCAGCUGAAGAACCCUCUGAGGAAGACUUUCGUCGCCGCAGACAGAACACACUUCCUGGCCACAGCCUGCACCAACGCUACCUGCGGAGCUCCGCCCAGAACCCCUCAGAGGAAGAGGAGGAGCACGGCCCACAGAGCCUGGGACUAACGAGAGGUCACACAGACACCAAGAGGAAGAAACUGUGGCUAAAGGACGGCGAGUCCAAAAAGAAAAGGGCUCCUCGACACUACCCUCGUUUUGGUGGACUUGGUGCAUUUUUUUAAACACCCUCAACCAAACACUUAGUAGGCACACAUAUAUAUCUGUUGGCAGAAGUGCCAUCAAUCAUACGUGGCAUUAGUUCAUCGUUGCUAUGUAUCUGAGGCCCAACAUCCCCACUGCGCCGCCAUAUCUCCUCUUGUCUAUCAGCUGCAGUGCAAAGCAUAACUCCUGCCUGCUUUCAUCCGCCUGCAGGGACCUCACUUCAAUGUUUUGUUUUGUCCAAGAUACAUUUUUAGUAGUUAAGCUUUUGCUAUUACUGUAUUUAUUGUGGGUGGGCCCUGCGGAUGUACAGUGAGCAUUCAGAACCUUAAUUAAUCUCCUGUGAUUGGACUUUUUACAGCACACAUUUUUCAGAAAGUGUGUUUGAUAAAGUUCAGGUGGAAGGAGAAUUAUAUUAGCUGCCUUGUUUGUGAUAAGUGUGAAAAUGAUUGCAGUAAUAGUGUAUAGCAUGAGCCUAUAAGUGAAGGUCAGUCUAUUCAGUGGAUACUAUUUUCAAUAGAGGCAAGGAGAGAAAGGACUAGUUUUAUUACAGAAAGAGAUAAACAUGUACUCCUCGCUCCUCCAUCAUACAUGAAAUCAACUCUCUGCUCUUUUACUACUCCCCCAGGGUGAAAAAUAGUUAUUAACCCCUCUCCAAGUCAUUAUUUUCUUCUUUUUUUUUUUUUUUGUAGGAUUCUUUGUACCAAGUGGAUUCAGCAAUAUGUUAACCUUCUGUGGGUUUUUUUGUAAAAUAAUUCUUAAACUAAAAUAUGAUUUUCCCUCAUCUGAUUUGUCCUUGACACGUUGUUCUCAUGAUAACUGCAAGUGGAAAUGCAGAAAUGUCAGAGAAAUGUUCAUUUUUUAUGGACUCCUACCAAUAAAUGCUUAAAGAAAAACA
Messenger RNA from Dicentrarchus labrax (European seabass), 2047 nucleotides. It is a transcript of the gene dnajb6b, whose product is annotated as DnaJ heat shock protein family (Hsp40) member B6b. The record is from RefSeq and is a predicted model, not a curated record. Gene Ontology annotation, biological process: protein refolding; positive regulation of proteasomal ubiquitin-dependent protein catabolic process. Lineage: Eukaryota; Metazoa; Chordata; Actinopteri; Moronidae. The coding region runs from base 201 to 1172 and encodes 323 amino acids. Gene Ontology annotation, cellular component: endoplasmic reticulum membrane; cytosol. The transcript has 10 exons. Gene Ontology annotation, molecular function: ATPase activator activity; Hsp70 protein binding.